Molecule: messenger RNA, 1829 nt
Organism: Phalaenopsis equestris
Lineage: Eukaryota; Viridiplantae; Streptophyta; Magnoliopsida; Asparagales; Orchidaceae
Product: MLO-like protein 1
Exons: 14
Coding region: 104-1621 (505 amino acids)
Biological process (GO): defense response
Cellular component (GO): membrane
Source: RefSeq, a predicted model, not a curated record
CGCACACAUUCAAAUCAAAUUAUUUCCGAAGCACAUUUUCCAGGCAUAACUGCUACAAAAAAGCUGACGAGUGAUCGGGAAACAGAGAGGGAGAGAGAGAGAGAUGGCUGGGGAAGGAGGAGGAGCGGAGGAGGAGAUAAAGCUCGAUCGCACGCCUACAUGGAUCGUUGCCAUGGUUUGCACCGUCAUAGUUUGCAUCUCUCUUUUCUUCGAAAGAUUCCUCCAUCGGCUCGGCAAGCGGUUCAUGCGAAAGAACCAGAAACCCCUUUUCGAAGCCCUUCAGAAGAUGAAGGAAGAGCUGAUGCUGAUGGGAUUCAUCUCGCUGCUACUGGUGGUUUUCCAGGGGGUGAUCCAGAAGAUCUGUAUUCCGGAGAGCUACACCCGGCACCUGCGGCCCUGCAAGGGCGAAGAGAUAGCCGGCGAGGGAGGCGGUGGUGAAGCAGAAGUCACAGCGCAUUACCGCUCUGAAUUUUUUGUGGGAGUCAUCGGCGGUGGCCGGCGGCUGUUGGCUGGAGGAGGAUCCGGCGGAGAGCACUGCGCAAGAGAGGGAAAAGUUCCACUGCUAUCUAUUGAAGCAAUCCAUCAACUUCAUAUAUUUAUCUUUGCUUUGGCAACAACUCAUGUGCUUCUCAGUGCUCUAACUAUGUUUUUAGGCGGAGCAAAGAUACGCCAAUGGAAGCGUUGGGAAGAUUCAAUUCAUAGAGAUGCUGUAGAAAACGCUUCAACAUCGCCAAUAAUUACUCAUGUCCAGGAAACUGAAUUUAUCAGGGAUCACUUUCUUGGCAUCGGCAAGGAUUCUUUGAUAUUGGGUUGGCUGCACUCUUUCUGUAAGCAUAUCUUUGGAUCUGUGACAAAAUCGGACUAUAGAACAUUGAGGCUGGGUUUCGUAAUGGCUCAUUGCAAGGGUAAUCUCAAGUUUGAUUUUCACAAAUACAUGGUCCGAGCAGUUGAAGCUGAUUUCAAGAAAGUGGUUGGCAUAAGUUGGUAUCUUUGGAUAUUUGUGAUUGUUUUCUUAUUCCUGAAUGUUGGAGGGUGGCAUGCAUAUUUCUGGUUGUCUUUCAUUCCUUUGAUCCUACUUUUCUCUGUCGGUACCAAAUUGGUGCACAUCAUCUCUCAGUUGGCUCAUGAAGUUGCUGAAAAGCAUUCAGCCAUUGAAGGAGAUUUGGUGGUUAAGCCUUCAGAUGACCAUUUCUGGUUCGGUCGGCCUCGAAUUAUGCUCUACUUCAUCCACCUGAUUCUCUUCCAUGUUGCCUUUGAGAUUGCAUAUUUCUUAUGGAUAUUGGUGACAUACGGAUACCACUCCUGCAUCAUUGAUGGUACAAAGUAUAUCAUCCCAAGGCUCAUACUUUGUGUGGUGGUACAGAUCAUUUGCAGCUACAGCACCCUACCUCUUUAUGCAAUUGUCACCCAGAUGGGGAGUUCUUUCAAACCGGUUAUAUUUGAGGAACAUGUGCAUGAGGGUCUUGUGGGAUGGGCGCAGAAGGUGAAGAUGAAGGGGAAAAGGCUGAGCAAGGUUAUGAGCAGACAAAAAUCAGAGGGGACUCCGCUUGAAUAUGUUUUUACUACUAAGGAUCCUAUGUUGAAAGAGAUGGAACCUGAGAUUGUUGAAGAAAAUCGGUGAAAGAGUGGUCAUGUGAGAUGAGUUUUAUCAAGCUGCUGCCCAGAAGAACGGGUAGGUGAAAUUAAAUUAGCAGAGAAACAUAAAGAAACUACUAUUUUCCUGUAAAGCUAGCUUUUUUUUUUACAUUUAAAUUUUGUAAUUUAAAGAAGUUUAUUCUGAUAGAGAUGAGUUUUUUGGACGGAUGUCUCUUUUUUAGAUUUGAAUUGAU